AUGUCAAGUCAAGGUUCGUCGUUCAACUCAUCCUCCCUCGCUCUGUGUCAUGUUUGCUUUAAGCAUUUUAAGCUGAGGCAGGAUGGAACGUUUGUCAGACAUGGUGGAAAGCAAUCACGUAGCAAGUUCGGUCAUACUUUGACCAAUGUUUUGAAAGCUCUUCUUGAUCAACCUUCAAACACAAUUUCGUGGUUCAAACUAUUAUUCCUACCACGCUUGGUUCUCCGUAAAAAGCCCCGCGGAGGCAGAUGCCACAACAUCAGCGUCAAAAUCAACAACAGACUGGACGCUUUGACAAAAGGCCCAUUUAAAGAAAUGGUAAAUGCAUUUGAAACUGACUCAGAAGUUAACAGGAAAAAUGCUCGUCAGCCAAAGUUAGGUGCCCUAGUCAAGUGUAAAAUGGAGCAAGGCAACACCAGGAACGCCAUGAAAAUAUUAUCAUCAACUGAUACAAUGGCUCCAAACUCGGUUGACACACUUGAUACCAUGAAAGACAAAGCACCCCGAGCCUCCGCCCAUAGGAAAACAAGGCCCGGUAAAGGAACUACAAGUGGCCUCAUCCACCGCACAACGCCUGAUGCUUUUUUUGGAAAGUUUCCCAAAAGAAACAUCCGGGGAAAGGGAUGGGCCGUCAUUUUUAGGGGUAAACGUCAUGACGACUUUUGGGUCAAAAAAUUAGAUGAAUUCAAAUAUGUUUUAUCGAUGAUGGUGCACAUCAGUAAGCAUGAUGCCCUCAUCCUUUUGACCCAAGCUGCGUUUAUCCCGAAAUUUUCUUAUUUUUUAAGAACUUCCCCUAGUCCGUCAAAACAAAUUUCAGAUAUGUUCGAACGCGAACUUCUUAUGGGGUUUCAAUCCAUUUUAAACAUAUUAUUUGAUGAUAAAGGCUGGUGUCAGGCUGUUUUGCCCAUUUGUAUGGGCGGUUUGGGCAUCGUGGCUGAUUUGGCACCGUCUGCUUUUUUGUCGUCUGCCGAGGCCACGGCGAUCCUUCAAAAUAUGAUGUUGCCAGUAGAAGGCCAGGGUUAUAUGAAGACCACUUAA
This is a messenger RNA of Helobdella robusta, 1038 nucleotides long. RefSeq lists its product as hypothetical. NCBI's taxonomy places the organism in Eukaryota, Metazoa, Annelida, Clitellata, Rhynchobdellida, Glossiphoniidae. The coding region runs from base 1 to 1038 and encodes 345 amino acids. The record is from RefSeq and is a predicted model, not a curated record. The transcript has 3 exons.